Messenger RNA from Spirodela intermedia, 4605 nucleotides. NCBI's taxonomy places the organism in Eukaryota, Viridiplantae, Streptophyta, Magnoliopsida, Alismatales, Araceae. The record is from the annotation of a GenBank genome assembly.
AUGUCAACAGCAAUCGUUAGGUCCCCAUCAGAUGACAGAGACUUGGAUAUUGUUCCUGAAACCGGAUGCCUAUCGAUUAUCGUGCUGGGUGCGUCAGGAGACCUUGCCAAGAAGAAGACUUUUCCAGCACUCUAUCAUCUCUUCAAGCAGGUUCGCCUUCUUGCUACUUUGACUCGUGGUGCAUCCCAAGAAUCACCGCCAGUAUAUGCAUAAAUAAAUAUGUACAUUCAUGAUAACCCUCUUAUGUUGGUUGACCGUUUAUGUAGGGAUUUUUGCAAUCUCACGAAGUUCAUAUUUUUGGGUAUGCGCGGACAAAGCUCUCAGAUGAAGGUUUAAGAGAUCGGAUUCGUGGGUAAGGGUUUUUUUUUUUUUUUUUUCAAUGUUUCUGUGGAGUUUCAUCCAGAAAUGAUACACGAAAACGAAGGGAUAUUUACUCUAUCAUCUGUAUUUACCUCUUACUUUUGUGGAAUGAUAUUGGAAGUGGAAGGUGAGACAGUUUUAUCAUUCCCCAUGGUUUGAUAAGGUGAACCGAAUCUAGAAAUCUAGUGAUGAUUUUUUGCUCUUCGGGGAGGGUUUGUGAGAUAAACUAGCCAUACAACAGAUCAAACAUUGAACAAUAGUGUGUGUCCUUUCAAUGAAGAUUGAACGGAUCAACCGAUCAAACAUUGAAAAGGUUUACCAGUCUAAUGGCUUCAUGCGGAGCACUGAUGAAUGAAUGUUCUUCCUGUAUCCUUUGGUAUAACAGAAUUCUUCAACAAAACAUUAGACAGACCAGUUCAGCAAGAACGCAUCUCAGCUCUCUGUUUUAUGUCUCCUUCACCCUCAGGAAGAAGUCGGUUGUGUUGACUUUGAGCUUGAUAAUGCCAUAAGUCAGUCCCCUUUAUCUUUUAUGGCUUUCUUUGUUGAAACUGUGCUCGAUCAUCAAAUAUGAUAUCUCAAGGAAUGUGCAGUGACGCAUUUUUUAUUAUUUGAAUCCUCGGAAUAUUCUUCCUAUUUUAGUGCAUUUUUGGCGUCGUGAACAAAUAUUAGCUCCCAUCUAACCAUCGGUGGUAAUCUUAAGCAGAAGUUUUUGCAUCUGGUUCCGUGUCUCUCUCUCUCUCUCUCUCUCUCUCUCUCUCUCUCUCUAUAUAUAUAUAUAUAUAUAUAUAUAUAUAUAUAUAUAUAUAUAUCUGUGUGUGUACAUAUUGAUGGCAUGACGUGGGGGCAAUAUUUUCCCAGGUAUCUUAGCAAAGGUGAAGAUGGGGAGUCAGAAGACCUAGUAAAUUUCCUGCAUCUGGUAUAUUUUCCCUCUGUUCUCCUUGACGAUUGCCUGUCGUGUGAGAGGAUUCUACUUAAAAUUUUAAGUUAAAACAUGCAGAUAAAAUAUGUCAGCGGAUCUUACGACCAGGAGGAGGGCUUCGUAUUAUUGGACAAGGAAAUAUCUCGACACGAGUCGUUGAGAAACAUCCAAGUAGGAACAUCCAGAAGGCUCUUCUAUCUUGCUCUUCCACCCUCAGUUUAUCCAUCCGUCUGCAAGAUGAUCAGGAGCUACUGUAUGAAUCAGUGUAAGUUUUGAACUCCCUCUACUUUUUCUUCAAUGGACGGCAUGGCCAUUCUCUUCACUCAGUACGAGUCCUGUGCUCCACUUCUCUCAAAGGGAAGAAAGGAACCAACUCCAUGUACGAUUUCCAUUACGGAUCAAACUCUCAAAAUUACGUUUUUUUCCUACUUUCAUAGCAUUUCCGACCACCUCAGUAUGCUCUUGAUGCUAGACUGACGAGUAAAUAUUAUUUUUCUACCACGAGUACCCACUUUCAUGAUUUUACAUCGAUCCUCGAAUUUAAAAUUUGUUUUCCCCUACCAGCUGAUCUUGGUGGGUGGACCCGGAUCGUCGUUGAGAAGCCUUUUGGAAAGGAUCUGAGCUCUGCGGAGGAACUAAGCUCACAUCUUGGAGAGCUUUUUACUGAAUCCCAACUUUACCGCAUUGAUCACUACCUGGGGAAGGAGCUGGUCCAGAAUCUGGUACGCACUUGUCUCUUGAUUGACCUUGAUCUUCAUCCCAUAUGAUGAUCAAUCCAUUUACCCAUUUUAAUUUGUCUGGCAGCUGGUUCUUCGCUUUGCCAACCGCUUAUUUAUGCCACUAUGGAACCGCGACAACAUUGCUAACAUACAGGUCCGACUCUUUCUUUAAUAUCUGGACUCGAGUCACUGCGACUUAAGCCGUGCGAAUUAAUAGUAGCGUCUUAAUAUGUUCAUUUUUUCGGCGUCACCUUGCAUGAGAACCGAUUUUUGCACGAUUCAUUUUUUGUCUUUCUUCAGAUUGUCUUCAGGGAGGAUUUUGGAACUGAAGGGCGAGGCGGCUAUUUUGACCAAUAUGGGUACGAAUUAGAAUAAUUUCCUUGAUUUGGAAACCAUAAUCAGUAUUCUAAUUCAUAUAUUCUGAUUUGUUUUUCACAUGAAUUGGUCCAAUUACUUUGGUAGUUCCAUUAAACAUGAAUUUCACGGUGGCUGACUUAUAUGAACCCAUUUUUUUGCAGGAUAAUUCGUGAUAUUAUACAAAACCACUUAUUGCAGGUCGGUUGGAUUUAUUGUGAUUUUUUUCCGGGUGUUACUUUUUAUCCUUUUUGCAAAAAAAAUCUCCUUCGAAGAAAUGAGCUGGUCUAAAAUCAUAAAGGCUCAAUAAUAAUCUGAACUAGGGCACAGCAAUGAUUUCCCGUUGGGAUAUUGGGAAGGAGUGGCACAUGUUAAUGGCAGAAUAAAAGAACGCUGCCCAUAUCUGAUAUGGCUUGCACAUUAAUUUAGUUUUUAAGCUAAAUGACCAUCGAAUUAAGUAAGAGAACAUCAUCCGUCCACCCACAUCCAAGAAGCAAGGAGAGGUGGACCCUAGAAGACUAGAUAUACGUGGAUGGGAUGGGAGUAGACUAGAUAUGGGCCAUAAUCUCAGUGGAUCUUUCCGUUUGCCCAAGUCUUAAGAGGAAGGCCCACUUCCUCUUAGAAGACUAGAUAUAUGUUUAUAUGCCUUAAGAGGAAGUGGGCCUUGAUAAUCCUCGUCAACCCACGGGUUCCUCUGCUUUGCGCUUCGGUUUCUACAAUGUUAUGGUUAUUUUUUCCAAUUUGAAAUUCAAUCAUAAUAUGGCAUACUUCUUGUUGUAAAUCCACGGCAGGUCUUUUGCUUGGUUGCCAUGGAGAAGCCCGUUUCUCUGAAGCCUGAGUACAUUCGAGAUGAAAAAGUGAAGGUAACAAAAAAUCAUAUUUUAUCAGUAAAUAAUGUCUGAAUCCUGAAUAUUUCAACGUUAAAUAUCGUCUAGCGCUGUUAUUUCAGGUUCUUCAAUCAGUCUUGCCCAUUGCCCCGGAGGACGUUGUUCUUGGACAAUACGAUGGUUACAAAGAUGACCCGACAGUUUCUCAAGAUUCAAACACGCCAACUUUUGCAAGUGUCGUCCUGCGGAUUCAUAACGAAAGAUGGGAAGGUGUGAUGAGUAUUCCCACUAGAUUGAUUAUCACAGUCAAAUGGUUCCUGAAGAAAAGACUGGCUUCUAUUCUAUUUUCUACUGGCGUUGACCAAAGUGCCAUUCUCCACAGGGGUUCCAUUCAUUCUCAAGGCAGGAAAGGCCCUGAAUUCAAGGAAAGCGGAAAUUCGCGUCCAGUUCAAGGAUGUUCCCGGUGAUAUUUUUAAGUGUGAGCCUUCUUUUCUUUAAAAAUCUAUGGUAUUUACUCUUUUCAAUCAUAAAACAUCUACCUUUCCAGUAUUUGUGUGGUUUUAAAUAUUUACUAUUCUUUCCUUCUUUUUGAAAAAAAAAUAAUCUGGGAUUUAAAGUUUUUAAGUAUUACUUUAUUUCCUAUCGGAAUUGGAUUUUUCUUUGGUUGUGCAUUCAAACUCGAAUCUCUCCAUGCAGGUCAAUCCCAAGGCAGGAAUGAGUUUGUCAUCCGCCUGCAGCCUUCAGAAGCGAUGUACAUGAAACUUACAGUAAGUUCCUUGAAUUUAAUUAAAAAGCAAACUUUGGGAUCAAAAUGGGCUCCAUUUUAUGCUCUGAGUUGAUUGAAACAUAUAAUUUUAGCCUGAAUUAUUAUGCAUUGGGUCUCUGACCUUAGAUUCCUAUUUUCUGUAGGUCAAGAAGCCCGGACUGGAGAUGUCAACCAUCCAGAGCGAGCUGGAUCUCUCUUAUGGGCAACGAUAUCAAGGUGUCCAGAUCCCCGAGGCAUAUGAACGGCUGAUUCUUGACACGUGGGCCUCGAAACCCUGCUAGUUACCCUCAUCUUCAUCCAUUAAAUCCACCCAAAAACAGUAACUUAAAGACCAGCGGCUCCUCUUUUUCUUUCUGCAGGAUAAGAGGAGAUCAGCAGCAUUUCGUCCGCAGGGAUGAGCUGAAGGUACCCAUAACUUUUUUUCAAUAAUAAAGUAAAAAAAUAAUAUUUAUGAGAAAUACACGGAUUAACUUAUUAUCCAUUUAAAAACAGGCCGCAUGGGAAAUUUUCACCCCGCUGCUUCAUAAAAUAGAUGGAGGAGAGAUCAAGUCCCUCCCUUACAAGCCGGGCAGCCGUGGACCCGCUGAAGCCGACGAGCUGCUCGCCAAGGCGGGAUAUGUCCAGACCCACGGCUACAUUUGGAUCCCACCCACGCUAUAA